Molecule: messenger RNA, 2362 nt
Organism: Macadamia integrifolia
Lineage: Eukaryota; Viridiplantae; Streptophyta; Magnoliopsida; Proteales; Proteaceae
Product: UPF0496 protein At3g19330-like
Exons: 3
Coding region: 176-1147 (323 amino acids)
Source: RefSeq, a predicted model, not a curated record
ACCACUCGCUGCAGAGCAUGUGAAUCGUUCAUUCACGACCAUUGAUUGAACAUUCUUUUAAGAUAUGACAGCAACCCAAAGCUAAAGCUUUCCUUCCUAGUUCCUAAUUUAAGAAGAGAACAGUAGAUAGAUCACACCUCCGUCUCUCCUCCUUUAUUGGUCUCGCAAGAUCGCCAUGUUAAUGCGGUGCUUGACGAACAAAUCAACAACUGUAUUAGAUCCCUCUGUCGUAAACACCCCUCGCCGAUCUCAGUCUGCCGUUAAUCUCAGUCAAGAAUUCUCUCAGGCAGUCGAUACCAACCCUUACAAAGAUAAAUGGACCCAGAGUCACAACUUUCAAGAGGCGGCGCCGCCGGUAUCGGCGGUUGUGGUGGUGGAGGCGGAGGCUGUGUCAGCACAGCUUCUCAGUCCAAACAAUGCUUCAGUCGAGGAAGUCCUUAGUAGAACCAGACCCAACAACCUAACCCCUUUAGUUUCUGAUUACUUCAAGAACAGCGAACACACUUAUAGAAUCUGUAGUCUCUUGCAAAAUACCAUCAACGACGCUCGAUCUCUCUACGAAGCCCUACAUGGAUUCCUUGAAAACCUCCCUCUCGAUUUUGAGUCUGAUACUUCCUUAUUCUCCCAAUCUCAGUGCGAUUCGGCUUACGAUGUCUUCCUUAAAUUCGAUGGCAUCAGCAAUCCUUUUCCUCAGCCGGGUUCUGAUAAUUUUCUCAACAAGAGACGUUGCUUCUCUGAGCUGAAGCUUCAGCUCGAUCACCAAGUUCAGAAAUCGCGUAGAAGGAACCAACUAAUUCGCAAGAAAGAGGUCAACCGUAUAGCCCAGCUUGAGGCUGCGUCUAGAGGGACUUUUUACCUCAUUCAUGAUCUCAACACUAUUGAUCGUCUUGUGGCUAGGUUGUAUGAUGCGGUGGAGAGUGAUAAGUUUUUGGUUCGAUUUGGAUUGCAGAGAGGAAGGGAUAGGUACCCAAUUCAAGCGAUUCUUAAGCAGUUACGGAAGAGCCAACCCAAUUUGAAACACCAGCUCAAGGACCUUGAGGAUCAUGUUUGCCUAUGCUUUGGGAGUGUUAACCAGGCAAGGUCUCUGUUGCUGCGAGAGAUCCAUCAUCAACAAACUCCUAGAACCCGGCGAACUCACACGAUAUAGUUCUGAUUUUUGGAUUCAGGAUCCUAAUUCAAUGGAUUUAGGUAUAGAUGUAUUUCUCCAUUCAGGUAUUUUUACGAACACCUGGACAUCAGAAGGGCUGUUUCUUCCCAUUUUUUCCGGAUCUGUUAUUGUGCGCAUAGUUAAAUUUAUCAAAUUUCUAUCGUUUAUUUUGUCUUCUGCUCAGUUGGGUGUUUUAUUGUGGUACAUAGACUCAUAGAGCUUUGCGAAGUGCUUGUUGGAUUGAAGCUUUGAGAAAGGAUUUACUCAUGAGGUGGAACAGUGUCUACAAACAGCUACCAUUGUGUCUGUACCGUUGUCAACAUUAAUCAUCACUUCUAGAUACCAAUUAGUUGUGCACCAUGGGCUGUAUGUUUACAGCCUUCUAAGUAACGGGAGUUGCAGAGAGGGAAAGCACAUUUCUGAUAUAUAUUCCAUUUCCAUUCGAAGACCAUAGAAAACCAAAAGCUUUCUCAGGUAUGUGCACUUUCUUUUUACCAGUGGUAAAUUUUUUCCAGAACUAAUAAAUUUUUAUAUUUGAAAACAAUUGUAUUCCACAUUCUCAUCAAAGGCAAGGAAUGGAAUCUGGCCUACCGAGUGGUCAUCUUACCACAUAGUUUGCAAUACUUGAUAUCAUGAUUUCGUAAAAAGGGGAAAAGAAAAAAUAACAUAAGGAAGAUAUGAAGGUGAGCUGAUAUUUAAAUAGCCAUGUACUAAAUGUUUGCGGUAACAACCUAUCAAUUAAAGAAAGUAAAUUGGGGGUAACAAAAAAGAACUAUAAAGAGCUUGAAAGAAAUAAGCAGCAUUUAUUUGUUGGUUGCAACUCUCAUCGCCAGUCACAUUUGCAGCUGGUUUUACAGUGCCUGGUGUGUAUAAUUACAACACUGGUCCAACUGUCCAAGCCAGGAAAUGGCGAUUUCAAUACCCAAAGUAGCUAUCAAGGCAUUCGUGAUAUCAAAGGCUAUUGCAUUCUGUUGCUUGACAGUAUCAGUAUUUAUACAUUUCUUUGCGUCCCUUGGUGAGAAUAAUUAAGCAUAGAAGCCACCAUUUCUUUGUAAUUAACUUUGCUGCAAGAAUGACUUACAUGGCUAUCUUAGGGGUGGUAGUAGCAUUUCUUUCAGGGACUUAUGGUGCAUUUGCGCAUUCUCCAGGGCUUUCUAUCAGUGAUUUUAUAAUAGGAAGCUGCUUUUUCUUAACGUUUUAUAUUUUUCAUUUCAA